Molecule: messenger RNA, 1851 nt
Organism: Mycena indigotica
Lineage: Eukaryota; Fungi; Basidiomycota; Agaricomycetes; Agaricales; Mycenaceae
Product: AAA-ATPase-like domain-containing protein
Exons: 5
Coding region: 1-1851 (616 amino acids)
Source: RefSeq, a predicted model, not a curated record
AUGAACCGCCUUGUCGCCUCAGCUUUCAACCUCUCUCACGACAUCCUCGAGCCACCGAGGUUCGACGACCUCUUCGAAGACCUGGUUGAAAAACCGGGAGCCUAUGUCGAUAAAACUGGCCGCAUUGCUCACUUGCCGACCCAAUAUACCGCGUUGAUGAUUCGGCCACCCCGUUUUGGCAAGACCACUUUUGUGUCGACUUUGGCGGGGUAUUAUGAUACCCGCAAUAUUGUCCCAGAGUAUGCUUGGGAACGACUCGACAUCUACAAGGCUGCAAAGGACUCUUUCGCCUCUCGAGAACGGCAUCUCUGUCUAAUGUUUUGCUUCCCGGGCACGACUAUACGAGGGGACUUCGGGGAUGUAGAGGUGGACAUAAGGGCGCACGUUUCCCGCCAACUAUACGGCUUCUUCAAGAAGUACUUUACCGAACUCGGGCUAUCAGAGGUUCCCCCGACGAUCAGAGCUCGGGCUGUGAGCAUAGAACCCGAUGUUGUGGCCAUGUUCGCGGAAUUUUGGAGCGUUGUGAAACAAAGUGGACAUACUCUCUUUGUUUGCGUGGACGAUUACGAUGCACCAGUGCGUUCGCAUGAGCUUUUCCCGUUUGAUAGCGAGCAGGAGGAGGCGGAGGCGGAUGAUCGACCAGGCCUCAGAAACACGAUUGAAGAGCUACUGGACCGGUUGUUCUGGGAGCCUCUGCUGCAUGGCAUCGCCCUCAUAUCGAAGCUUCUCGUCACAGGCAACCUUUCCCUCACGAGUUGGAAUCCAGAAAUCAGCAAGUCUUUAUCAAGUCUUGCUCUGGCCGAGAUGCCUGAGCUCUCAUCGUGCUGCGGAUUUACCGAAGAUGAAGCACGCAGUUUUAGUGCUGCAUUCCUUCCCAACCCUUUAUCUUCCGCCGACUUUCGGGACAAAAUCGGACAAUACCAUUUUCCCCCUAAUCCCCAGCCGCUGCUCCACCCCCAGCAAAUCAUUCGGCGGGUGGCUCCUCUGCCUGAGUGGGAACUGUUUGAUCGUCUGACAAACCCUUUCCCCACACUUUCGGCGAUCUUGAGGUCUCUCGAGGACGAUGCAGACGAUGAGCGAGUGACGCGUAACACACUCCUCGACUUGCUCACGCAAGGUACCAUCGAGCCAUCCAACUACCGACCACUCUGUGGUCAUGCCAUAGGAGUAGAUUUUCUCCGAGACCUCGGCAUUCUGUCUUACGAUUCGGAGGGACGGCUUCGUGUGGCAAGCAAAGACAUCUUGCAAGAGAUACACUCGGCUGUCGAUUCUGUGGUGGAUACUUUCUUCAGCUUUUCCUCAAAACUCCGCCCAGCGUUGUGGGUGGAAGAUGGAUUCACCCGCCUGCUCGCUCUGUCCACACAAGUUUUAGUUGAUCGGACCAGUCGAGGACUAUCACGGAGAUCUUGUCUGGAGCCUACGAUGCAUGGUGUCCUCGAACUUCUUCUCCGAGCGCCCAUCUCAUGGAAGGAUUUUUAUGACCCAUUGAUUAUGGUGCCCCCCUCACAAUUGCCUUACAUCGACGAAAAGCCUUCUCACAAUCCUGAACCCCGUCGCUGGGGCCCCCGAACUUUGACAUUGCGUGGGUUGUGGAGGGGUUCAAACCCGAACAACGGCAAUCCGACUUUUGAAGCGCUGGCCGCGCUACACGAAGAGUUGCGGGUGAUAGACGAGGUCAAAAUCCGCCGGAUGCUCUACUUGGACGAGCAAGGAGCACUUUCGAAAGUGUCAGACCAUCUCCGAGACGAGCCUGGAGUCAACAUUCUGGCCGCUGUUGGUGGAGCGCGAGUGUUGAUGCCUCAAAUGGUGCCAACCACCACCGUCUGUGAACAUUGCGGGCGGAGUGGAUGA